GCCCGCAUAAGCCCCUUACCGAACCCAAAAAACAGAGCGCGCCAAAACCCUCUUUUUGUGUCGAUUUGGCUAGGGUUGAUUCGCGUCCGAAAUGGCUUCUCCUCCAUCGAAGCGUCGACGUAAGAAGGAAAGCGAAGAAGAAGGAGAUUCUCUGAGGAAUAUCUCACCACUUGUGGUUUUCGCCCACGGCGCUGGAGCUCCUUCCUCUUCCGAUUGGAUGAUCAGAUGGAAGGAAAUGCUAGGAAAUGCAUUGAACGCUGUUGAAGUAGUUACCUUCGACUACCCAUACAUCUCUGGAGGAAAACGCAAAGCUCCUCCCAAGGCAGAAAAAUUAGUAGAGUACCACUCAGAUAUUGUCAGAAAGGCUGCUGCGAAACAUUCUGGGCAUCCACUGAUUUUGGCAGGGAAGUCCAUGGGUUCAAGAGUCAGUUGCAUGGUCGCAGUCAAGGAAGAUAUACGUCCUUCUGCAAUAGUUUGUUUGGGCUACCCACUGAAGAUACCUUCAAGUAAUGGAGAAUUUGUUGGUGGAAUUGUUCUGCUUCAAAAAAUGUUUUGGUUCUCAAUGCAGGGUAGUAAAGAUGGACUCUGUCCAUUAGAUAGGCUGGCUGCCGUCCAAAAGAAGAUGAAGUCUGUCAACGCGCUGCAUGUUAUUGACGGUGGAGACCAUUCUUUCAAGAUUGGGAAAAAGUUUCUGCAGUCGAGCGGAUCAAGUCAGGACGAAGCUGAAGAACAAGCUGUAAAAGCAAUUGCAGAGUUUGUCUCCAAAUCAAUCGAAAGCCUAAGCUGACAUCUCGUCUUUAUGGAAAAAAAAGAAAAAGAGAAAAAGACAUCUUCUGUUUAUGAAGCAUGCAUUUCACAUAAAAGGUAUGAGCAUUUUGGCUUCUCGUUUUGUAGAAGAGCCUUUCUUCUACAACAGUUUGUUUUCCUUUUGAUACUGGGAGAUAAUUCAGUAGAAUGCUGAGCUUCCAUGUCACUUAGUACACAUGGCUGUUGGAAUGGUGAAUCUUGAUAUGA
Magnolia sinica is the source of this 1014-nucleotide messenger RNA. RefSeq lists its product as uncharacterized. The record is from RefSeq and is a predicted model, not a curated record. Lineage: Eukaryota; Viridiplantae; Streptophyta; Magnoliopsida; Magnoliales; Magnoliaceae. The coding region runs from base 92 to 787 and encodes 231 amino acids. The transcript has 5 exons.